CUAUAUUCAAUGACAAUUGUUGAUAAUCAGCUGGAGUUAUUUUUUUGCAUUUGGUGAAAUAUUGAGCCCGAGCCCCCGCCAGCGGGGCCUGUUAUAUAGCGUACUCACGUUAGCUUUCCGUCUUACAUGAAGGGCUAAUGGAAGACGCAAGGGAUUUGAUCAGUUGACUUGAACCUUGUUUUGGCAGGCCGAACGCACUUCACGGUCCGAAAGAAAGAGAAGAGACUCAUUUGGCAUGUUUGACGGGUAUGAGAGCAGCGAGGAGUCGAGCAGCAGCUCCAGCACAGAGGACAGCGAGGAUGAAGAGCGCAGUCUUCCUGCCGGUCUUCCUCUCAUCAAGAACAACGGGCAGGUGUACACCUAUCCUGAUGGAAAAGCUGGCAUGGCGACUUGUGAAAUGUGUGGAAUGGUUGGGGUCCGCGAUGCUUUUUACUCCAAAACAAAGAGGUUCUGCAGCGUAUCCUGCUCCAGAAGUUAUUCCUCCAACUCGAAAAAAGCCAGCAUACUGGCCAGACUUCAGGGGAAACCACCAACAAAAAAAGCAAAGGUCUUACAGAAACAGCCGCUCAUGGCAAAAUUGGCAGCUUAUGCACAGUAUCAAUCGAAUCAGCAGAGCCCUGCUAAGUCAAAAUCAGCUAUUCCCGUAGAGGGCUUUGACUGGGGUCAGUACAUUUGUAGCAAUAACCUGAUCGGCGCACCAGUAAGCUGUUUCAAACAUAUAUCCAUGCGUUUAUUUUGGGGUGACAUUACUAAUGGUGUGAGGGUAGAGGUUCUCAAUUCUGACACAAACCUAUCCACCAAAGUUUACUGGAUAGCAGAGAUCGUUAAAAUAGCAGGUUUUAAAGCACUUCUCCGAUAUGAGGGAUUUGAUAACGACUCGAGCCAUGACUUCUGGUGUAAUCUGUGCAUCCCAGAAAUCCAUCCUGUUGGAUGGUGUGCCUCAAAUAGUAAACCCCUGGUACCUCCUAAAUCAAUCCAGCAUAAGUGCUCUAACUGGAAAGGAUUUCUUGUAAAGCGACUCACUGGAGUGAAAACUCUGCCACCUGACUUUGCUAAAAGGGUGCAAGAGAACAUGCAAUACCCAUUUAAGAAGCUGAUGCGUGUGGAGGUGGUGGAUAAAACCCACCUGUGCCGGACACGUGUAGCUCUGGUCGAGCAGGUGAUAGGGGGUCGACUGCGACUCGUUUAUGAAGAGAGCCAGGACGGCUCAGAUGACUUCUGGUGUCACAUGUACAGCCCACUCAUUCAUUCCAUCGGCUGGUCAAGGAGCAUUGGGCAUCGCUUUAAAAGAUCUGAGGUGACAAAGAAAAUUGAGGGUCUAAUGGAUGCACCUUCCCAGUUAUUUCUAAAGGUGAAGGAUGUAGACCAGAGUGGCGAGUGGUUUAAAGAUGGAAUGAAGUUGGAAGCAAUAGACCCUCUCAAUCUCUCAGCUAUAUGUGUCGCUACUGUAAGAAAGGUGUUGGCAGAUGGGUACCUCAUGAUUGGGAUUGAUGGCUCAGAAGCAGCAGAUGGCUCCGAUUGGUUCUGCUACCACUCCACCUCUCCCUCCAUUUUCCCAGUGGGCUUCUGUGAAAUCAACAGCAUCGAGCUCACACCUCCGAGAGGGUACAACAAACUGCCAUUCAAAUGGUUUGACUACCUCAGAGAAACAUGUUCAAUAGCAGCCCCUGUGAAGCUCUUUAACAAAGAGGUCCCGAAUCAUGGCUUCCGCGACGGCAUGAAGCUGGAGGCGGUGGACCUGAUGGAGCCACGUCUGGUGUGCGUCGCCACAAUAACCAGGAUCGUCCACAGACUCCUUCGCAUUCAUUUCGAUGGUUGGGAGGAGGAGUAUGACCAGUGGGUGGACUGUGAAUCUCCAGACCUUUACCCUGUAGGCUGGUGUCAAGUCACUGGCUACCAGCUCCAGCCCCCUGCUGCACAAACCACAAGAGAAGCACCGCCUAAUGUGGCAAAGCAGAAAAAGAAAGCUCCACAGUACAAAGGACAAAAGAAAAAGAGGAAGAUUCCAGUUGGGAGGAGGCCGCUCGGGUUUGGUGGGUCUCUGAGGAGGAGCAGUUUCUCAGGCGAUGAAGAGCAGACUCCGUCCCUUUACCUUCCCCACCCACCUGGUGUGGAGCGUGAUCGCUCACUCAACUCAGAGGCCACGCUGCAGAUAAAGGAGGAGACUCCAGAGGUGGACGAGUUCACCUUCUCCCAGGGCACAUCAGACCAAGAGAGCAACGGCUCGGGCAGUUACUACAUCAAACAGGAGCCGUGAGCGUCGGCCCUGCUGGAGCCUUACCUCACUGCCAACAGCACUGGAAGAUCCCGUUCAGAGCAACACACACACACACACUCGCGCGCGGCCUGGGAGAACAGGGUGACCUUGCUUCCUCUUGCACGCCAGGUCCUUUUCUUUUCAGGUAAGAAAAGCUGAUGAUGAGACGAUUCAAAGUUCCGCCAGAGAGAGAAACAUGAUGGGAUUUUCUUUGGAGAGGGGAUAUUUCCUGACUUUUGUUCGAUCAGUUUGCCAGAUGGACUUUUCCUCAGUGAUCAUUGUACUUGAAGUUUUCGUAGCUGUUUUUUAUUUUCCUCCUUUUUUUUCUGUAACAUUUUCAGUAACUUUUUUUUUUGUUUUCUUUCCCAAGACCAUGUGUCUCAUGCGCUGAUUUAUUUCAAAAGCUCUUUUAUCUGGAUGGGUGUGGAUUUUUGUAAGAGCAGUAAAAAUCUAUAUUGAUAAAGUAUAUCCAUAUAUGUAUAACAUUAAUGAAAUAGUAGAGUAGUGGAGUAAGGGUUAAUAUUCUAUUGGUCAUAAACCUUUCUGGUAAGAAGAGGCAUAGCCUAAUGGAAAACACUGUCACAUUUUGCACUACAGGGAUGUAAAAUUAAAUGUAUAUCAGCCUGUGAAAAUGUUGAAGUUACAGCUUUAUUGUAUUAAACGACAAGCAAAUGUACAAUAUGUAUAGUGGCUGACACGUCGAACCAUUCAGCGAGGGGAUAUUUGCUCUAAUCAGCAUUACGAUAUGCAAGAACAUUUAUUUGAUAUGAAGCCAGUGUUGAUUAUCUCUUGAUCUCAUACGUGGAGCCAUUUUUCUAUACUGGUUUAAGUAUUUUAUGAGCCACAGAAUAAAGAAAAGAAGAACAUGAUCUUUACUAGCCACUCAACACUACUUUGCCAUGAUCUUAAACUCACACAGCAGAGACUUUUCUGUAUCGCCGAGCUGUGAGGUCCGAGUUCAUCCCUGAACGCCAUGACAGUUUACCAGCCUCUCUGCUUUUGUACUGAACCAAUGAGCGAUCACGCCUAUAUCCUGCGAGCAAUCGUCCGUCUGACGUGUUCGACAACCGAACGUUCAUUCCAGAAUAAAAGAUUUUUUUUUUUUGUACUACCUCUUUAAAAAUGAGUUUAAAUCUACGUCGGCUAAGGGUUCGCCUGUAAUCACGCCGCUUCUGCUCGGUUCUUUAACCAUCUUCCUGCAAUAGCUAGUUUUCACUUACCAUCAGAAGGACUAUAAUUCACCAUAUGCAAAAUGAGUUUAUAAAUUCACAUGCACCAUAUAUUCUACUUUACAAGUUACCAAACAUUUAUAUUUGUUACAUAUUGUGAUAUUGAGAGUCCUUAAAAUUGAAGAUAUGCAAUAAUACAGUAGUGUUGUUUUACAAUGUCUUAUUCUUUAAAAAAAAAAAAAUCAAAAUAUCAGAAGACAUAAAUAUAUACCUACAUUCUAUAAACCUAAAUCAGAUACUCUUACAAUAUGUUGUAAAACUGUGAUGAUUUUGUAGAAGCUAGACUUUCCCUCUUAUGGAGUAUGUUGAGUGUUCUAUAAAAAAAAAAAAAAGAAAAGGGAAAAAAAAAAAAACCAAGCGAUAUUGUUUGCAUAGUGAUUUAUAUAAUUCUUCUAUAAUUAUAAUCUCUAUCAGUACCAGUGAGGCUGUUGGUGAAUUUCUCAGGAAAUCUUGUAUUUCAUUGGCUUUUUUUAUUAUUAUUAUUAUUAUUAUUAUUAUUAUUAUUAUUAUUAUUAUUAAUUUUUUAAUUUCCUCAUAUUUACUGAAUCCAGUUUCCAUAUCGAUGUGAAUGUUUUUCCUGCAUUUGCUUACAUCUACAGUACCUCAUAGAGUAAAUACAGAACUCAGAAGCCAAACGAAAUCUUUCUAAUGCCCUGUCACUCAAAGCCGGUCCCGCAGAGCCACAGCGGCGCGCUGAGCAUCGUCUCUCCGCGUCUCUUGCCGUCUCUCGGCGCCUGCGGAGGCUGUGGGUCGGGUGCGAACGGGAGAAAGCGUCAACCUGUGCAGUGCUCUGGCUUCUCACCACAGACUCGCUCACAUGGACCCCAUUCCACUCUCUUGUUUUUUUUUUUUUUUUCUUCUUCUUCUUCCCUUCACUCCUCGCUCCGUAUGCCAGUUUUCAAGAUUUUCACCUAGCUAGAUGUUGAUCAUUUUGGUGUGUGUUUGUUUUCGACUCUAUAUGACAUCUGUUGAAGCAAUAACACGUUACGCUACAAUGUUGUCAUAUCGAUGUGUUGUUUUUUUGGCAUCUGUGGUUGCUUUGUACAGUUGUGGAGAAGUUUUUUUCUUAUUUUUUUAUUUUUUAUUUUUUUUGCUUUAUUUCCAUUUCGACUGUUCACUUGUGGUCUUUUAAAGCAGUCUCAGUUUUCUAUAUAGGCUAUUCCUCGAAAAUCAUAGCAUCAGGAUUACGGUCAACACUGGUUUGAUGUCAGCUCAUGUUAUUUUUAAAAUGAUUCUUAUUUUAAUUUUGACCAAAUUCACCUAGUUGUCUGCAUCUAUUAAGACAUGACUGUUUCAAGGCAUGAGAUUUUUGCUGCUACCCUCCAAUCAAUCGUAACACACCCUAACGCACAACUUCACCUUUAAAGCUAAAAAAAAGUUUCUCAACAUUAAAUGUGAUGCCUUAUCCUGUUUGUUCAAUAUUAGAAAUGUUAAAAAAAUGUUUCUAAGAAGAAGAAAAAGAAAUUAAGGGAUAACAAUGUGCAGUAGGUUGAUAAUCAUCAGUGCAUGCAGCAAUGUGAGAAUCCGAGAAGACCGACGCUGUUCUGGUCUCCAAUACUAACACGGGUUUUUGUGAUAUUUUUCCCUGUCCUUAGUAAUGACGUCAUGGUGCUAUAUAUUUGAUAAUUCAUUCGCUUGAUCUAUGAGAGGAAAUCAAGUCUGUAAUUUUAGGGUGGAGACUGAACAUUAACGUGAAAUCUUAAAAAUAAAAAAUAUUAAAAAUCUGUA
Messenger RNA from Tachysurus vachellii, 5214 nucleotides. RefSeq names its product mbt domain containing 1 (gene mbtd1). Bases 236 to 2257 code for a protein of 673 amino acids. The transcript is spliced from 17 exons. Gene Ontology annotation, biological process: regulation of DNA-templated transcription. NCBI's taxonomy places the organism in Eukaryota, Metazoa, Chordata, Actinopteri, Siluriformes, Bagridae. The record is from RefSeq and is a predicted model, not a curated record. Gene Ontology annotation, cellular component: nucleus. Gene Ontology annotation, molecular function: zinc ion binding.